AUGGAUCACAGCCCCACUAUGAUGAAGAUAAUAUUUGGUCAAUGUGCCUUGAACAAUGUGUGCAAUCAAGUGCUGGGUGAAUUGAUGGCUGCGAACACUGCCAAGAUCAGUGAUAGCAAUUUUAUCAAGGUGAUCAAUACAAUUAACGCUAUGGAUAGUAAGAAGAUAAGUGUGCGCGAGGGCAAGCGUGAUCUGUUGACCUUGGCUGCGACAAUGAACAAUACAAUGGGCAAUGUCAUUGAAGGACUAGCAAACUUGCAAACAAAUCUGUGCACCAAGAACUUACUGACAUUCGGCCAGACGCCAUCAGUUCAACGCUCGUGCAGCAUGACUUUGGGUGUCCUCUUGGAUUCGGUGAAGCCAAGGCUGGCAACGUAUCCACCACAAAAACAAGCAGUCAAUUUGGACAUUUUCCGACUUGGUAUCACUUGCAAGCGCGCCAUCGAACGGCAUGAUCUACUGGUUUGUUUGGCCUUUAUCAUCAAAGGAUAUUCCAUUUCCUUUUUUAUUGUAUCCAAACGCCACGACUGUCUUUACACUAUGAUGGAAAUUGCCUCGUUGGACUUUGCUUCUUCCUUAUCCAAUUUACACACUUUUGCAAUUCGCAAAAUUUUGGAUCUCCUUGCUGCGGUAAGCUAUUGUUUCUGGUCGACCUGUGUCCCGGAUCUACCAUAA
Messenger RNA from Zychaea mexicana, 675 nucleotides. RefSeq lists its product as uncharacterized. NCBI's taxonomy places the organism in Eukaryota, Fungi, Mucoromycota, Mucoromycetes, Mucorales, Lichtheimiaceae. The coding region runs from base 1 to 675 and encodes 224 amino acids. The record is from RefSeq and is a predicted model, not a curated record. The transcript has 2 exons.